GCGCCGGGCUGGGAGCCCCGAUGCGUGGACUAGCCGCCUUUGCAACAUGCUGGAGCUACAGAGCAGCUAAAAGGAGUUUACACACGGCGGCUGGGGCUGGAUUGCAGCGCUCUCUUUCCUUAUGAAGAAGGCACAAACUUGGAUUAUCACUUGCUUUUAUCUUCAACUGCUCCUAUUUAAUCCUCUUGUCAAAGCCCAAAGUCGCUGUGGGAAUCCUGUGACAGAUGAUGUGAAUGACAUUGCAAAACUGGUUGGAAAUCUUCCAAAUGAUUAUAUGAUAGCCCUUAAAUAUGUCCGGAAGAUGGACACUCUGCCUAAUCAUUGUUGGCUGCAUUUGAUGGUCCCUGAAUUGUCAAAGAGUCUGAAUAAUCUUCUCAGCAAAUUUAACGCAUUUUCAGAUAUGCCAAAUGUCUUGAGUAAUUAUUCAAUCAUCAAUAAUCUCAGGAGGAUCAUCAAUGAUUUAAUGGCAUGCCUGUCCUCUACCAAAUAUAAGACUUUUAGACAACAUAAUGACCAUCUCUAUGAAGAAGGCAAAUUCAUUCCAGAAGAGUUCUUUGAGCACUUUUAUAGCACUAUUAAUGUGUACAAAAUCUUUGCAAAAACACCAGUCCAGAGUGAUUGCGUCCUGCUAUCAACAACAGAAACACCCUCAAAUGAUUCCAGCAUCAUUGCCACAAAACCAUUUUUGUUACAUCCCGUUGCAGCCAGCUCCCUCAGGAAUGACAGCAGCAGCAAUAACAGCUACGAGGCAGAAUUGGGCUUUCUCAGCAGCCCCAGCAUGCAAGGAAUCAGCAUAGCACUAACAUCGUUGCUGACUUUUUUAAUUGGCUUUAUUUUGGGAGCUCUAUGCUGGAAGAAAAAAGGCCACAAACAUAUGCUAGAAAGUGACCAGACUACACAAUCUAACAUCUGCCAGGAGGAGAAUGAAAUAAGUAUGCUGCAGCAAAAAGACAAAUCGCUUCUACAAGUGUAGCUGUUGCUUUUUUAUAUAUACACUGUUACUGUUCCACAUCUGGGCAGCUAACAGUUCCAUGUUUGCUUCAUAAAUGAAGCAGCUUUAAGCAUAUUUAUAUUCCUUUUGGAGUGACAGACUGAGUCUGCAUCUGUUGUUGUUGCCCGUGACUCCAUAUUGAGAAUAUAGAGCUAUGGACAAAGGGUGUGCUACUGUGAAACCAACGUUGAAUUAAAUAUCAUCAAAGAAGAGUCUGCCCUGAAAAGGAUUGUUUUUUUUUUAACAUGCAGACAAACGUGUUUCUUUGCAUCUUGGAAUUUGCAGUGGACAUUGGCAAAUGCAAUAAAGGCAGGAUUCCUGUGUUCCAAAACAAAAGUCAUAAGGAAGUUUGCAUUUUGUGUACAAACGAAGACUCUGAAUAGGAGAAAAAUGUGGAAAUGGAUGAGAAUAACAAUCUUCAGUACUGUACAUAAGACUUGCAGUAAGAUUAUGCAAUGGACUAAUGUGAUAGCUUUCUUUCAACAGUGGAACUGGGUUCAUAUUGAGGGACGGUCACAUGUGAAAUAAGAUUGGAUAUCUUUCGAGCUAUACGUGAAUUUGAAUUCCAUGUCACCGACACACACUUUGGCAAAGCUGUUAGCAUCCAUUGAGGAGAAGUAAACAUUGGAACAUGAAAACAGGGCACUUGUAAUAGGAUGGAACAUUAACAGCUGGAUGUAGGGGGAUGUCCAUUAAUGUUCCAGUGGGAGAAUCAAGAGAGAAAAAGAGAGAACAUCUGGAACAGAAAAUUAACAUGAAGCGUACCUAAAAUGCUUAUGAACCAGAAGCUCUCUUCUUGAUAUUUACAAAACAAAGAUCAGGUCAUCUCGUGGAUACCAAGAUUUAGUUUAGCUUUUACUGUAUGUCAUUUAAUAUUUGCAAAUGAAUUUUAAAACUAAUACACUUUUCAUCACUUAGCCUUCUCCAACAAUUAUUAUUAGUGCAGCUCAAAUAAAAAGGAAACGUUCUUCUUCAUAGUUGUCAGCCUCUUGAUAUUUUUUGUAACAAAACUGUGGACAGCAAAUCCGAGACUGAAUAUAAUCUGUUCAUAAAUUUGAAAGAGGACAUGGAAAACUACUCAAAGUUUGUAUAGAAUAUAUUUAAGUUAUUUCCCCCUCAAAACGGAUUCACAGCACAUUAUGUUCUGUGAAAUAGUUGGACUGACCCAUGUUCCAAACUAUUCAUCCAAUAAAGGUACAAUCCUAUGCAUGUUUAGACAGAACAUCCUACAAUUUCCAGCAUGGCUUCC
Elgaria multicarinata webbii is the source of this 2240-nucleotide messenger RNA. RefSeq names its product KIT ligand (gene KITLG). Bases 122 to 973 code for a protein of 283 amino acids. Lineage: Eukaryota; Metazoa; Chordata; Lepidosauria; Squamata; Anguidae. Gene Ontology annotation, molecular function: stem cell factor receptor binding; cytokine activity. Gene Ontology annotation, cellular component: plasma membrane. The transcript is spliced from 10 exons. The record is from RefSeq and is a predicted model, not a curated record. Gene Ontology annotation, biological process: positive regulation of cell population proliferation; cell adhesion.